GCGCGCAGUGCCCAGCGCAUGAGCUAUAUAAACGCCGACCAGCGAACAGCGCGCGUGUCAGUGAGUCGAUCGCUCCCCAUACAUCCAGCUCUUCUGUACAUCAUACCUAACCAGCAAACAUGUGUGACGACGACGAUGUAGCGGCACUUGUUGUGGACAAUGGCUCCGGAAUGUGCAAGGCUGGUUUCGCCGGUGAUGACGCUCCUCGUGCCGUCUUCCCUUCCAUCAUUGGGAGACCACGUCACCAGGGUGUCAUGGUUGGUAUGGGUCAGAAGGACAGCUAUGUAGGAGAUGAGGCGCAAAGCAAGAGAGGUAUCCUGUCUCUGAAGUACCCCAUCGAGCACGGAAUCGUCACCAACUGGGACGACAUGGAGAAGAUCUGGCAUCAUACCUUCUACAAUGAACUGCGUGUUGCCCCAGAAGAGCACCCAGUCCUGUUAACUGAGGCCCCAUUGAACCCCAAAGCCAACAGAGAAAAGAUGACACAGAUCAUGUUUGAGACCUUCAAUACUCCUGCCAUGUAUGUAGCCAUCCAGGCUGUCCUGUCACUGUACGCUUCCGGCCGUACCACCGGUAUCGUGCUGGACUCUGGUGAUGGUGUCAGCCACACCGUCCCCAUCUACGAGGGUUACGCUCUGCCCCAUGCCAUCAUCCGUCUGGACUUGGCUGGACGCGAUCUGACCGACUAUCUGACCAAGGUCCUGACUGAGCGUGGAUACAGCUUCGUGACCUCUGCUGAGAGGGAAAUCGUGCGUGACAUCAAGGAGAAGCUGUGCUACGUCGCCCUGGACUUCGAGCAGGAGAUGGCCACCGCUGCUGCCUCCUCCUCCCUGGAGAAGAGCUACGAGCUUCCCGACGGACAGGUCAUCACCAUCGGCAAUGAGAGGUUCCGUUGCCCGGAAGCUCUCUUCCAGCCAUCUUUCUUGGGAAUGGAAUCCACCGGUAUGCAUGAGGCUGCCUACAACUCCAUCAUGAAGUGCGACAUUGAUAUCCGUAAAGAUCUGUACGCCAACACCGUCUUGUCCGGUGGCACCACCAUGUACCCAGGUAUUGCCGACAGAAUGCAGAAAGAGAUCACUGCUCUCGCCCCAAGCACCAUGAAGAUCAAGAUCAUUGCUCCACCAGAAAGGAAGUACUCCGUAUGGAUCGGUGGCUCCAUCCUGGCUUCCCUGUCCACCUUCCAGCAGAUGUGGAUCAGCAAGCAGGAGUACGACGAGUCCGGCCCAGCAAUUGUGCACCGCAAGUGCUUCUAAGACGUUUAACGGUCACCAUCAUCAUGCGUCGUCUUCUUUGCCGUUACGUUGUCUUUCCACAGCAAGCGAGCCUUCACUGUUGCCUGGCGGAACCGCAGUUGCCAUCGGUAUUUUACAACCAGAGUGACGGGCCGUUCCAUGAGGCCCUCCCAUCCCGAUCUUCGCUACUGUGCCUGUUGCUCCUGCGUCGCGCUCGAUGACCGUGGGCUAUCACUUUACCGUGCAGAAUUGGCCGACCGGGGUUGUCGGUGUGAAUACCGGGCCUGUUCAGAGGACCAGCAUGUUUCAUUAUACAGAUCAGCAAUUUACGGCAGGCCUUCCGCAUUUCGACCGUAGCAUUUAUUAGAAUUCUUUAGCAAUUGCGUCAGUUGUAUUUUUUGAAAUUUUAGUUUUAGUUGGCAUUUUCAUCGCCAUUAAAUAUCGGUCCGGUCGGUUGUAAACGUUUUGAACGGUUUUAGUUGACGUCAUGAAAAUAUAAAUAUUAAUUUGACUGUAUUUGAUUCCUCAA
Priapulus caudatus is the source of this 1761-nucleotide messenger RNA. RefSeq names its product actin, cytoplasmic-like. NCBI's taxonomy places the organism in Eukaryota, Metazoa, Priapulida, Priapulimorpha, Priapulimorphida, Priapulidae. The record is from RefSeq and is a predicted model, not a curated record. The coding region runs from base 120 to 1253 and encodes 377 amino acids. The transcript has 6 exons.